Molecule: messenger RNA, 1232 nt
Organism: Orbicella faveolata
Lineage: Eukaryota; Metazoa; Cnidaria; Anthozoa; Scleractinia; Merulinidae
Source: RefSeq, a predicted model, not a curated record
ACAACAGCCUACCUCCGAUCAGAUAACGCUGGAUGUUACCACAAUGGGCAUCUGUUGCUAAGUCUUAGAGAAGUAGGGGUGAGAACCGGUGUCAGGCCAGUGCAAUAUGAUUUCUCAGAGCCACAGGCUGGUAAGGACAUCUGCGAUAGGAAGACUACUGCUAUGAAGGCACACAUAAAGCGUUGGGUUAAUGAGAGGCACGACGUCGUCACUGCUGAGAAUAUGAAAACAGCACUAGAAUCCCAUGGUGGUAUCAAAGGGUGCAGAGCAGUGGUCGUCGAGGUGGACACGACCAGGGAGAGAAACAAAGAUAGCAAGAUACCAGGUAAUAGUGUGUUGAACAAUUUCCAGUAUGAGGAGUGUGGCAUCCGUGUGUGGAAAGCAUACAACAUCGGCCCUGGGCACCUCAUCCACUAUAGUGGUCGUGGAGUUACACCACAAGGAGAUACUGGGCUAAGGGUGAUAAAGCCAUUUGGUCAAGCUACACACAGGGGAAGUGUGGGUGAGAGCGUCAGGCACCAGUCCGAGAUCUACUCUUGCCAAGAGACUGGAUGCGUCCUCACGUUCAAGACCCAAGCAGAGGCAGACAACCAUAUGGACACGGGUAAGCAUCGUCUUGAGGUGGACUGCAAGUCCAUGUAUGACCACGUUAGGAGGAAAUGAGUGGGAAUUACGACAGGGGUGAUGUUUGCUCCGGAUGUGCCAUCAACCUCAUUGCAAGGUGAGGAUAGUGGCAGCGCUGUCAGAGGAUAUGACCCUAGACCAUUGGGGUGGGCUCUGAAGAUAACAAAACGACCCACCAGAAUGACUGAUAAUGUCAAGACCUUCUUGAUGAAGAAAUUCGAAGAGGGUGCAAGAACUGGAAACAAGACCGAUCCUGUGCAGGUAGCGAGGAAGAUGAAGACCCUCAGAAAUGAAGAUGGAGAGCUCACGUUUAAGCCAGAAGAGUGGAGGACUGUGCAGCAAAUCAGCAGCCUGUUUUCACAUCAGACAGCAGCGCUGUGUCAUAGGGGUAUUGAUGCGGAGGAAAUCCCUGAGGAAGACAUCAAGGCCGCAGAGUCCGAAAUGGCCCUUGACACCCUUAGAAGUUUGGUGAUGGAUGAUAUGGGUAAACCAAGCCAUCCAAUCAUCGUGGGUGUUAGCAAUAUCUGCAAACUUGUAAAGAACAAGGAACCUUGACUCACUCAAACUGGCAGUUCUGAAAGAAAUCUGCAAUCAGCUACACUUGACGA